GCCAGUUGAAUUUGUCAUGGGGUCCAUUGCUAUUGCAUUUCUUACAGUCGGCGAGCUUGCCCCUGCUACAGUGGAGAAAUAUGGUCACCUAGUCGACUUGUUUCGGGGGUUGUUCUCUCAGUCUUCCCCGUCGACAACCAAGGCCGAGAAGGUGCAACUGGUUCUCGAAGAAUGGAACCUCCGGGACGGCAACUGGCCUUCUCCUGAAGAUUUAGACAGGUAUCAAGGAGUUCUCAUUCCCGGGUCCGCCGCUUGUGCCUUCGACGACACAUUGCCUUGGCUACAGUCAUUGCUCUCGCUGACUAAGACCGUGUACUAUAACAAACCCCACAUCAAGCUCAUUGGAAUCUGUUUUGGUCAUCAAGUCAUUGCCAGGGCUCUUGGUGGACAAUGCGUCAAAAACGAGAAAGGCUGGGAAAUAGGCGUGGCCGAAGUCACGCUGUCCGAAACCGGACGUAAGUUAUUUGGACGCGACGUACUGAGAAUCCAACAGAUGCAUCGUGACCAUGUCCCUGUGUCGCCAAGUCCUGAGUUCUUGGUUAUUGGUUCGACGACUAUCGCACCCAUCCAAGGUCUUGUAAAAUACUACCCGGGCUCAGCAGACGUGCACGUCUUCACGUUACAAGGACAUCCGGAAUUCAGCCUAGGCUCCGAUAUUGUGACCAGAAUCAUUGACGAUCGCGAGGCAAAUGGCGUGUUUGAGAAAGCCUUGGCGGCGAAGGGACGGGCGCUUGCACGGCAAGAGAGCGAGGGCAUCUCAAUCGUCGGACAGCUGUUAUGGAAAAUAUUGGGCGAGGGCGCACCACAAUGAUAUACUUGUUCAUACAUUACAACGUAGACGGCAAUGAUAGGAGAACGCUAUGUUUU
Messenger RNA from Dacryopinax primogenitus, 867 nucleotides. Its product is annotated as glutamine amidotransferas-like protein class-I. The record is from RefSeq and is a predicted model, not a curated record. Lineage: Eukaryota; Fungi; Basidiomycota; Dacrymycetes; Dacrymycetales; Dacrymycetaceae. Gene Ontology annotation, cellular component: cytosol; nucleus. The coding region runs from base 17 to 811 and encodes 264 amino acids. The transcript has 3 exons.